Kwoniella shivajii is the source of this 4554-nucleotide messenger RNA. RefSeq lists its product as uncharacterized. The record is from RefSeq and is a predicted model, not a curated record. Gene Ontology annotation, molecular function: protein binding. NCBI's taxonomy places the organism in Eukaryota, Fungi, Basidiomycota, Tremellomycetes, Tremellales, Cryptococcaceae. The coding region runs from base 1 to 4554 and encodes 1517 amino acids. The transcript is spliced from 5 exons.
AUGUUGACAAAAGCAACAGCCCACAUACGUCCCUUUAUCCGACUCCCCUCCUCAUCAGGUGCUUCACCUGACCAUUUCACCGCCAACCCUUCUCUCCUCCAUCAUCUACCACAUAAUGGUGCAGGCAACUCAUUAGUUGCCUCAGGACCUAACCCUACUCAGACUGCUGGAUCGAGUGGAAGUGCAGGAAGACAUGGAUAUGGUGGGAAUGCAGGUGCUGGAAGUGGAGGAGGUUAUACUGGUCACGCGAGAGCAUUCCUUUCGCUUCCUCAAACGACUUCUGUAGACCCAUCUUCAACAAUGUCAAACUCAGAUGAAGACUCAUUCCAGAAUGCUUCAUCAUCCAAAGGACCAUCGCUGCUUCUCAAACAUCGAUUAUCGAAACGAACUCGAAUAAUCGGACCAAGUGACGGAGUGGGGAGAGAAGUGCGACGAGAGAUCGAAGCUAGAGCUGGUGGAAGUAAAGUGUCUGUAAUGGAGAUAGAAAACAACGAAGAAACAGAGAGACCCGAACGCUUGGCAUUAUCUUCAUCUCGACCAAGCAGGAGGAGAAGCUCGAUAGCUUUCCCUUCUCAAACCACAUUUGAAGCCCCAUCAUCAUCAUCAUCAUCAUCAUCUCGCACGCCUCUUCGACCGGCAACAUCAAAUCGUCAACAAAGAGCUGGUCUUACUAGAUCACCAUCGGCAGUUGAAAUAUGGCAAGUUGGAAUUCCUCAUCCUCGAGCUCCAUUAGGAUUGAGAUCACUUUCAACUCGAUCAGAUAUACCGAAAUCGCUAGAAGCAGAAGAUGUACAACCAUUCGUAUCGACCUCCUCAGUUCCAGCAACGAGAAUACUAGGUCAACCAAAUAGAGUGUUGAUGGAUCUCGCAGGUCGUGACUUACCUGGUAAAAGCUUAGGAAUGGUGAGGAGGAACUCUACAGCAGCUGUUGAGAGAUCAUCUUUGGAUCAACCUCCCAUAGAGCUAUUAUUGCAAAACACAGACAAAACCCGAAGUAUUGGUCCUGACGCUGAACCACAAGAAAAGGCUAUCUACGACGCCAUCAUCACAGCACGAAGAGCAGAGGAUCUCAACCUUUUACAAAGACUGAUCCAGCAUUAUCGAUCGCCUCGAUCCGUUUCGCCUUUCUCAGAAGAUGAGCAACCCGGAGAUCCUACUUUGAUUCAUCAAUUCCCAUUACCAUCAAAAUAUUCACUGAGAAACUAUAAUGCAAUCCUCAGUGCUCUUGUUGGCACAAGACAAGCUGGUCAAUCAAUAGCAUCAAUCCUUGAAAUUUAUAACGAAAUCCUUGAACGCGAUCUGAUACCCAACGCGACUACAUAUGGUUUCGUGAUUCGAGCUUUAUCUCUGCGAUCGGUAGAAGUUUCUCACGCUGUCCAAACUUGGGAACAACAGAAAUCUUGGGGAGAAUGGAGAGCUCGACAAUUAGGACCUGCAACUUGGGAUUACAACAGUGCGGCAGAAAAAGAUCAAUUAUUCCAGUCAUAUGAAGCUGAGGGUAAUCUCCCAUCUGCACUGAAGCUUUUCAGAGCCGCUACAAGAAUCAACUCAACCGUAGGAUUCCCCCUUCCUCUAUAUGGCACGAUACUAGAUGCCAUGAGUAGGGAAUCUAAAAUCAAUACUCAAGCAAUGUUACAGAUCUUCCGUAUGGCUCAAAGGUUCGAAGUACCAGGCUCAAUCAGUCUCUACAAGCAUAUGUUCCGUGCUUUGGGCGAGACCAAAGAUGCUGAACAACUCAACAAGACUUGGAACGAGCUUAUCAAGGCUUCUCAUGACGACAAAGUCGAGUCAGACUGGUUGGAAUCUAACCCUGGACUUAAAGGAACCGAUUCCGAAGCGAUUGCCGUCAGGGUCCGUGGUUUAAGACAAGAAGUGUGGCAUUCAGCGAUCAAAGCCUUCAUCGCUGCCGGACAGAUCCCCAAAGCCCUUGAGAUAUUUGGCGAAAUGAUGGAUUCUGCAACAUCAUCGUCAACCAGUACUACUGAUUACAAGAGAGCCCCACCUGCAACUCACCGAACAUGUGGACAACUCGUCGUCGAUUUAGCUGAAACUGGUAAUUUGGAUCUGGCCUUGGAAUGGAGUAACAAAGUGCACACGUCAGAUUACCUUGGAAAACUACAUCCUCCCCGACUUGCCCUUGAACACAUCACGUACUUCGUCGACGCCCUCAUUAAAGCUGACAAGAUUGAAUUAGCCAAAAAGGUCAUGGAAAAGCAUACUUCAGAUUAUGGUCAAUUCACCACUGCCUCAAGUAGGACGACGAUUGGUAGAAGGACAUGGAGAAUUCUUACUGCUUUAGUUGUAAGAGCCUCCGAAGCAUCAGAACCAGAAAGGGAUCAGAUUCUGGAUACUAUUAAAGAUUUCAGCAAAUCCGGAACGAUGAAUUUCGAUGUACUGCUCAUUCAAAAACAUAUAGGUCUCCUCGCCAAAUCCAAGCGAUGGGAGGAUAUGGCGUCUGUUCUCGAAGCUUGUACCGUGACAAAUACAGUCAGGAAAGAAAACCGUGCCCGACUUGCAGAGACGAUAUCGGCUUUGGCUACCACAGAUAUACCCCUCAAACAUCUCUUGGCACUCAUUCGUCAAGCUAGCAAUCAUGGGAUCGAGAUCAAAGAUGGUCUUGCCUCCGCUAUCAUCAACAAAUAUUCGUCGGAAAUCAGCAAGGCUUCGUCAGCUCAGGACUUAGAUCUGUCCAACCUGCAGUGGUCCGCUCUCAUCGAAUCUUUUGCCGCUCUCCCAUCAGACAUUCUCAAGGACAGAGAAUAUGAUGAUGCGUUCUUGAGCCUGGUUGCCGGCCUUGGAGAAAUCAGCAAAGAAGAUGGCUUCCUAAACAAUCUAAGUGUUCAUGUCGCUGUUCGAACAGUGAUUAAUUCCUUGAUCUAUCGAUUCGGCCUAGAAAGAUCUAAACAUCUUUUGAUUCCUGUAUUUGGCGAAGAGAAAGCAGAAGAAAUGGUUAAAAUCGUCCCUCAAGCGGAUAAUGCUACUUCAUUCUCACCUUCCGCAAGUGCCAGUCCCAAUUCAAGUGAAUUCACUCUUCCUUCUACGCCUUCAAGUGCCACAACUGCUUCGCAAUCACAACCGGAAAUCAGACUUUCGAUCGACCGACAAUUAUCUGCAUCAGUCGAAAGAUUCACACACAAAAACCCACCCAUCACACCUCUUGAUGCCUACGAUCUUGUUAGACAAGGAUUGACGAGAAACUCAGUCCCAUACCCUGGAGCAUUGUGUCAUUUGAUCGAUCACUUGGCAAGAGCAGGAGAUGAACCUAAAGUACGAGAAUUAUACCAACUUUGUCAAGUGCUUUUGAGCAACAUCACCAGACCGGAGACACAGGCUAACUAUUGGCAUCAAGUUGAAGAUGCCAUGUUAAUUGCAAAUUGUCAUCUUGGAUAUUUGGAACAAGCAGGCAUGCACAGAGCGAGAAUUGUCGAAUCUGGAAUGGCACCUUCAGCAGAUGCGUAUGCUACUAUGAUAGCAAGUUCAAAAGACACAACGGAUGAUGCUCUUGUGGCAAGAGAAUUAUUUGAUGAAUCUCAAAUGAUGGGUGUUAAACCCCAUUUAUACCUUUACAACACAAUAAUCUCAAAAUUAUCGAAAGCUAGAAAAGCCGAGACGGCUUUGGAAUUGUUCAAACACAUGAAAGAACAAGGCAUAAGACCUUCAAGUGUUACUUAUGGUGCCGUUAUCAACGCAUGCUGCAGAGUUGGUGAUGCCCAAUCAGCAGAAACCCUAUUCGAGGAAAUGGCCAGUCAACCCAAUUUCAGAGCUAGAGUGCCACCUUUCAACACGAUGAUGCAAUUCUACCUUCAGACUCAACCCAAUCGAUCCCGAGUCCUUCACUACUACUCUGCCCUUCAACGAGCCAAUGUCCCACCUUCAGCACACACAUACAAACUCCUCUUGGAUACUUAUGCUACCCUUGCUCCUAUCGAUUUGGAAUCUAUGGAACGUGUCUUUGCUGAAAUCCAGUCCAACCGCAACGUACAAGUCCAAGGUACACACUGGGCAAGUCUGAUCACUGCAUACGGGUUACACGGAGGUGAUCUCGAGAAAUCAAAAGCAAUCUUCGAGAGCAUCAACGAAAGACAAAUUAAAGAAGCGGUAAUUUGGGAAGCCAUGUUGAACGUCUUGUCUCAACGUGGAACUUUAUCUGAAUUAGAAGCUAUCAAAGAGAAAAUGCUAAAUUCAGGUGUACAACCUACAGCUUAUGUAUACAACGCUUUGAUCAAUGGUUAUUCCAGAUCAGGUGAAAUAGAAAAAGCUAGAGAAGUAUUCGAAUCAAUGGGAGACUCAAUAACAGGAGUUGCAGCACCAAACAACCAUCCAACACUCUUGACUUCGUCUGGUCAUAUCAAACCCAAUACAAUAACAAACCAACCUUCACAUAUUGUUUAUAGGGAACCAUCGACAUACGAAACUAUGAUUAGAGCAGAAAUCAAAUCUGAUAAUAAAGUGAAAGCGGAACAAGUCUUAGCUAAAAUGGAAGAAAGAGGUUAUCCCCUUGCUGUUUUCAUGAGAGGUAGGGCGGCUUUAGAAGAUUCUCAAAUAGGUCAAUAG